AUGGCGUCUUCUUCAACUUCAUACAUUCCUAAGAGCUUUAAGUAUGAUGUGUUUUUGAGUUUUAGAGGUGUAGACACUCGUACCAAUUUCACCGAUCAUCUUUAUGAAGCUCUUCAGCAGAAAAGCAUUUAUACUUACAGGGAUGACGAGAGAAUCAAGAAAGGGAAAAGGAUCAACGAUGAGCUUCUCGGAUCUAUUGAAGACUCAAAAUUCUAUAUCAUUGUUUUCUCCAGGAACUAUGCGUCUUCUUCUUGGUGUUUGGAUGAGCUUGUGAAGAUAAUGGAGUGUCACAAGACGACUAUGCAUACUGCUUAUCCCGUAUUUUAUGAUGUGGAACCCACAGAAGUCCGCAAGCAGAUCGGGGCAGUUGGAGAAGCCUUUGCCAAACAUGAAAAGGAAGAGGCUGCUGGGAAAUGGAGAGAGGCUUUGAAAGAAGCAGCCGAUCUCGCAGGGUGGGAAUUAAAGAAAACUGAUGAUGGGCAUGAAGCUAAACUCAUCAAAAGAAUUGUUGAAGAAAUUUCAUUAGAGUUACGUUCCAUCAAUUUCAGCGUUGAUGAAAAACUAGUUGGCAUAGAGACACGGAUCAAUGAGAUCACAUCAUCUUUAGGAACUGGUUCUGAUGAUGUUCGCAUGAUUGGGAUCUGGGGUAUAGGAGGUGGUGGAAAGACAACUUUGGCCAGAGCUAUUUUUAAUAAAAUUUAUUUCGAGUUUGAAUGCAAAAGCUUCAUUGAGAAUGUUCGGGAAGUUUCGAAAGCUUCUUUGUCCGGUUUGAAGUUGUUGCAAAAGCAAGUCCUUUCAGAUGUCCUAAAUGAUCAAUGCAUCAACAUAAGUAGUAUUUAUGAAGGGAAAAACAUGAUGAAGAAGAUGAUGCGUAAUAGAAAGGUUCUUCUUGUUCUAGAUGAUGUGGACCAUAUAGACCAGCUUGAGGCGUUAGCUGGUGAUCUUAAUUGGUUCAAGCCGGGAAGUAGAAUUAUCAUUACAACAAGAGAUAAGCAAGUGCUUGUAGCACAUAGGCUGAAGUUGAUUCAUACUCUCAAUUUGUUAUCAAAUAAGGAAGCGAUUUGCCUCUUCAGUAGGUAUGCAUUUGGGAAAGAGACUCCAAUUCAAGAGUACGAAGAACUAUCAGGACAAGUUGUAUGUUAUGCUGCUGGUCUUCCCUUAACAAUCAAAGUUUUGGGUUCGUUUCUCUGUGGUAAAAAUAAGAGUGAAUGGAUAGAUGCCCUAGAAAGACUAGAAACAAUUCCGUUAAAUGAAACUCUAAAAAUAUUGGAAUUAAGCUAUAUCGGCCUAGAGGAAGAUUACAAGGAAAUAUUUCUACAUGUCGCAUGCAUAUUGAAAGGUGAGCUGAAAGGCUAUGCAAUCCAAGUGCUUGAAAGUUGUGGAUUUCAUGCUAAAAAUGGUUUAAGGGUUCUUGAGCAAAAAUCUCUCAUAACUAUUUAUGAUAAUCAUGAUGAUGAGCAUGUUGGCAUGCAUGACCAUUUUGAAGAAAUGGGCAAGAAUAUUGUUCGUCGUUCGCACCCGGAUAUGCCUAACAAAUAUAGCAGAUUGUGGGAUAGCAAGGAAAUUGAAGAUAUAUUGGCUAAUGACUUGGGUACUAAAGCAACAAGAUGUAUAAAAUUCCACAAGGGGGGACUCGAUCCGGAAACCAUUAUGAAAGGUCUUAGAAAGAUGAAGGAACUGAGGUUUCUUGAUGUGGCUUUGCGAGAUUUUUACUCGAUUCAAGAAACGAAUAAUGAACUCAUGCCAAACUUUCUAAAUGCUUUAGGAUUUCUGUGUUGUAAUUGGAAAUCUAAUGAAACUCCAUACUUUCCAAAUGCUUUACAAUAUCUGCGUUGGGACGAGUACCGUUUUAGGUAUUUACCCAAAACAUUUCAAGCAAAUGAACUUGUGUCACUUGAGAUUGCUGAAAGCGAUAUCAUACAACUCUGGGAAGGGAGAGAAAGAAAGGUUCUUGACAAGCUCAGAUUCCUUGACCUUAGUUAUUCUAUGUUGAGGACCUUUGACCUUGGGCUUACUCCAAAUCUCGAGAGGUUGAAUCUUAAAGGAUGCAGUCAUUUGGGAGCACUUUACAUGCCCGUUGAAUGUGUAAAGCUUAAAUAUCUCAAGCUUGAUGGUUCAAAGCUGAGGACACUUGACCUUGGGUUAGCUCCAAAUCUUGAAUUGUUAGAUCUAUACGAUUGUUAUAAUUUGGUAGAACUUCAUGCACCCAAUGGAUUCUUAAACCUCAAAUACCUCAACCUCAGAGGGUCAAAGUUGAAGACCCUUGACCUUAGAUUGGCUCCGAAUCUUGAGACGCUGUUUCUUUUUAGCUGCAACGAUUUGGUAGAGCUUCACAUGCCACGUAGGUGUCUAAAUCUCAGAUCCCUAUUACUCAAUAAUUCAAAGUUGAAAACCCUUAACAUUGGUCUGACUCCAAAUCUCGAUGUUUUAAGUCUUACAAGCUGUUACGAUUUGGAAGAACUACACAUGUCAGAUGCAUGUCAAAAGCUCACAUCCCUCUUCAUUAGUCGUUCAAAGUUGAGGACUCUUAACCUAGGGUUGUCUCCGAAUAUCACAGCUUUGCAUCUUCAGGAAUGUGAUGAUUUGGUAGAACUUCACAUACCUCGUAUUUGUCUAAAUCUCAGAUCGAUAGUACUCUAUAACUCAAAGUUGAGGACCCUUGACCUUACGCUGACUCCAAACCUCAAGUCUUUAUAUCUCCCAAAUUGUUUUCAUUUGGAAGAACUUCACGCUUCCAUUGGAUGGCUUAAAAAUGUUGUCGACUUAGAGUUAAAUGGUUGUUUGGGGUUUACAUCUUUUUCUUUUCACAUAAAAAAUCACAAUUCUGGUAGAGAGAAUGAAUCACCUGAGGUUCGUAUUGCAGCUCGGUUACAUUUCACCUUAGAAAGAUGCCCAUUUCACCCCGACAAUAAAUUGCCAAAGUUUGAGUUUGCAUGUUUUCGUAAAGAAGAGCUACCCUCAUUGACUAGAAACCUUGAGAAGCUUAUUUCUAUGGGAUCGUGUGCGUGCAACAAACUUGAAACUUUUUCAAGAAGCAUCUGUGGGUUACAACGUUAA
This is a messenger RNA of Lactuca saligna, 3057 nucleotides long. The record is from the annotation of a GenBank genome assembly. NCBI's taxonomy places the organism in Eukaryota, Viridiplantae, Streptophyta, Magnoliopsida, Asterales, Asteraceae.